AUGAGCGACGUCGCUCAGGUUGCUGAGGAUGUCAACACCAUCUCAACCUUUCUUUCAAAAGAAGAUAUUUCAGACAUUUCCUCCAUCGAGCCAGUCGAUUGCAUCAUCCUCUGCGUGUCCUCAGUGCUAUAUAGCGCCGAUACCAUUUUCACCGCUCUCCGAUCCCGACCCGACUUGACCAAAGCGCUGGUUCUUUGUGGCGGAGUGGGGCAUUCCACAAACUUCAUCUACGAGGCCGUAGCGGCGCAUCCAGUGUUUGGGGCGCUUGCAUCGGAAAUCCAAGGACUCCCCGAAGCCCAAGUCCUGCACGCGAUAUUCAGGCAGUUCUUUGCGACACCAGCACACAUAACAACGGGACCAAGAAUCAUCCUAGAGGACCAGUCCACCACAUGCGCAACCAACGCCACCGAAGCGCGCAAACUCCUCGACGCCCACGGCAUCCCCAGCCCUGCCACAGUCGUCGUCGUGCAAGACCCAACCAUGGUGCGCCGCACGGCCGCAUGCUUCGAGAAAGCGUACGCCGAUUUGCCUACCAAGCCGCGCUUCCUCGGCUGUCCGGUUUUCGUCCCGCUUCUGAGGUCUGUUGAUGAUGGGAAGCUGGCUUAUGCCAUGGCGGAUUUUGGUUCCCCGUUGUGGAGUAUGGAUCGGUUCUUGAAACUUGUUAUGGGUGAGAUACCGCGUCUGCGCGAUGAUGCGAAUGGCUAUGGCCCGAGGGGCAAUGGGUCUAUUGCGCAUGUUGAUGUUCCUGAUGGGGUUGAAGAGGCUUGGAAGCGCUUGGCGAGUGCGAUUGCUCAUCGGAGGUAGUGAUGUUUAUUAAAAAGACUCGAUUGUUAUUGUAGAAGAUAGUUUUAAGCCUCU
Molecule: messenger RNA, 858 nt
Organism: Aplosporella prunicola CBS 121167
Lineage: Eukaryota; Fungi; Ascomycota; Dothideomycetes; Botryosphaeriales; Aplosporellaceae
Exons: 1
Coding region: 1-804 (267 amino acids)
Cellular component (GO): plasma membrane
Source: RefSeq, a predicted model, not a curated record